CCCGCCUCAUUCAGCAGCGGCCCCACGUUCUGUGUGAAGAAAUUCUUCAGCCAUGGAUGUGUUCAUGAAAGGACUUUCCAAGGCGAAGGAGGGAGUCGUAGCAGCGGCAGAAAAGACCAAGCAGGGCGUGGCGGAGGCGGCAGGGAAGACGAAAGAGGGUGUCCUCUACGUGGGUUCCAGGACCAAGGAAGGAGUUGUUCAUGGUGUCACAACAGUGGCUGAGAAGACCAAAGAGCAGGUGUCUAAUGUUGGGGGAGCUGUGGUGACAGGAGUGACGGCAGUGGCCCAGAAGACAGUGGAAGGAGCAGGGAACAUUGCUGCAGCCACUGGCUUGGUGAAGAAGGAUCAGCUGGCCAAACAGAAUGAAGAAGGUUUCCUGCAGGAGGGAAUGGUGAAUAAUACAGAUGUUCCUGUGGACCCUGAGAAUGAGGCUUAUGAAAUGCCUCCAGAGGAAGAGUAUCAAGACUAUGAACCUGAAGCAUGAGAAUCCUUUCCUUCCUUUAUAUCUUCUGAAAUCUACUAACUACUAAAGAAGUCCCAUCCUGUACGAGUGCUGAGUUCCAAUGUGCCCAGUCGUAAAAUUUUUUUACAGUUUUUACAGUGUAUUUUGAAGUCUUCCAUCAGCAAUGAUUGAAGUAUCUGUGACUGCAUCCACCUUAUUUCAGCAUUUCCCCCCUGCUGAAAUGAAAGCUGGAUGGCAGGGUCAUUGUUGUGCUGUGGAUAUUGUGGCUUCAAGUUUAAAAGUUGAAAAAGAAAAUAUUAAAAACACCUAAGUGUCUACUGCUUAUUUCUAACUCUGUACAUGUUUUGUUGAUAGGCUGUCAGUAAUUUGAUAUUGUUUAUGAUACAAUUUUUAUUUGUUUCCUAUGACUAUUCUUUCUGUGCAGAGACGACUUAUUGUGGGAGCUUUAUAUAUAUGUGUAUGUAUUAUACAUAUUAAAAAAAAAGUAAUUGAGCAUGAACUAUGCACCUAUAAAUAUUACCUGUUGAAAAUAUAUUGUUUUGUGAUGUGUUUUGUUAACUUGUGUCUGUAAAUAAUGGUGUUCAACUGAAGCAAAUAAAAUGUAACCCAUUAAAA
This is a messenger RNA of Opisthocomus hoazin, 1078 nucleotides long. The record is from RefSeq and is a predicted model, not a curated record. Lineage: Eukaryota; Metazoa; Chordata; Aves; Opisthocomiformes; Opisthocomidae.